Centropristis striata (black sea bass) is the source of this 3438-nucleotide messenger RNA. RefSeq names its product NLR family CARD domain-containing protein 3-like. Lineage: Eukaryota; Metazoa; Chordata; Actinopteri; Perciformes; Serranidae. The transcript is spliced from 12 exons. The coding region runs from base 1 to 3438 and encodes 1145 amino acids. The record is from RefSeq and is a predicted model, not a curated record. Gene Ontology annotation, molecular function: protein binding.
AUGGACUCAGCUGAGGAGACAGAGAAGUGUCCUGAUGGACCUCAGAGGACUACAUCCUCCAUGAAAAGUGACGACACCAUGAAUAUUAGUCCUGACCUGACACAGGAAGCUGCUCAGAGCUCAGUUGAUUUUCCGGCCUCGACUUGUUUGUCCAUGAAAAGUGACGACUCCAUGGGUUUUCUUAUUAACUUCAAAAAGGAAGCUGCUGAGAGCUCGGUUGAUUUUGAGAGUGACAACUCCAUGCAUGUUCGUAAAAAGUUCAAAAAGGAAGAUGCUGAGAGGGAUGAACAUGACUGUUCAGAAUCCAGGGAGAUGGAUGGAAAUGCCAUAUUUAAGCUGGUGGAAGAACACAGCGUGAACAUUUUGCUAAGUGAGCUGAAAAAGUAUAAAAAGAUGCUCUUUCCACAUCUGUCACAAUCUGAGAGGGAAAAACAGGAUGAAGAUAAAACACAAGACACCAGCUGCAGUGACGGGGUGCUGAAGAUCGCUCUGCAUGUCCUGAAGGAAAUGGGCCAAACAGAGCUCGCUAACAAACUGGAGAAAGAAAUUUACGGUGAGCUUGAUGUCUGCCAGCGCAAACUCCGACACAAACUGAAAAAGUUUGAGUACAUUUAUGAGGGAACUGCGCAGCACGGGACGCAGACACUUCUCAACAAGGUGUACACUGAGCUCUACAUCACAGAGGGAGUCAGUGAGACGGUUAAUAACGAACACGAGGUGAGGCAGAUCGAGGCAUCGAUCAGAAGAAGUGCAGCUGAAGACAAGCCAAUCAAAUGUGAAGACAUCUUCAAGCCCCUGCUCGGACAAGACCGGUGGAUCAGGACCGCGCUGACCACAGGGAUCGCUGGCAUCGGAAAAACGAUCUCCGUGCAGAAGUUUAAUCUGGAAUGGGCAGAGGGAAGAGUUAACCAGGACAUCCAACUCCUUGUUAAUCUUCCCUUUCGGGAGCUGAAUCUGAUGAAGGAGCGACGCUCCACACUGACGCAGCUUCUUCAUCACUUUCUCCCAGAGGCGAAGGAAUCAGGACUGUCAGAUUUUGGCAAGUACAAGCUUGUGCUGAUAUUUGACGGGUUGGAUGAGUGCCGGCUUCCCCUGGACUUUGUCCACAACGAGCCGUGCCGCAGCGCCUCAGAGCCGGCUUCAGUCGAUGCUCUGUUGACGAAUCUCUUCCAGGGGAACCUGCUGCCCUCUGCACACAUCUGGAUUACCUCCAGACCUGCAGCUGCACAUCACAUUCCCGUUGGUCUGGUUGACCGUGUGACAGAGAUACGAGGGUUCAACGACCCCCAGAAGGAAGAGUACUUCAGGAAGAAGAUCUCUGAUCAAGACAUGGCCAUGGAAGUCAUCACACAUGUUAAGUCAACCAGGAGCCUCCAUAUCAUGUGUCACAUACCCGUGUUCAGCUGGAUAUCUGCCACCGUUCUGCAGAAGAUCUUAGAAAAAAUGGGAAGUAAGAAAAUGGAGGAGAAAAUGCCGAAAACUCUGACUGAAAUGUACACAAGCUUCCUCCGAUACAACUCCUUGAUCAAAACACGGAAGUAUGAAAAAGAGUCCCAGGUGAAAAUAGACGAAGAGACGAUCUUGAAGCUUGGAAAACUGGCCUUCGAGCACCUGCUGAAAGGCAACUUGAUCUUCUAUGAGAACGAUCUGAAUGAAUGCAACAUCAACAUCACUGACGCUGCAGUAUAUUCAGGAGUUUUCACACAGAUCUCAAAAAAUGAUGGUGGACUUCAUCUGGAAAGGGUCUACUCCUUUGUGCAUCUCAGCAUUCAGGAGUUUCUUGCAGCGAUGUACGUUUUUCACACGUUCAUCUGCUUCAAUCAGAACUUGCUGGAACCACAAGAGGCCAUCACUGUCCGGGAGGCUCCCAGUGACGCCACCGACCUUCUCAAGAGUGCGGUGGAUAAAGCUCUGCAGAGUGACAACGGACACCUGGACCUGUUCCUGCGUUUCCUUCUGGGGCUCACACAGACAUCAAACCAGAUGUUGCUGAGGAGAGUUCUGCCCACGAUGAGGAGCAGCUCACCGAGAAACGAGGAGAUUGCCAAGUACAUCAAGGAGAAAAUAAAGCAAAAUCUCUCCCCAGAAAGAUCCAUCAACCUCUUCCACUGCCUCAGCGAGCUGAAUGAUCAGUCUCUUUUGGACGAAAUCCAGAACUACCUUAGCUCAGGUCGUCUGUCAGAGACGCAGCUGUCUCCCUCACAGUGGUCCGCACUCGUCUUCAUGUUGCUCACCUCAAAGGAAGAGUUGGACGAGUUUGACUUGAGGAAAUAUUCAAGAUCAGAAGAAGGUCUUCUGAGACUGUUACCAGUGAUCAAAGAAUCCAGAGUAGUCUUGCUGAAAGAAUGCAACCUCACAGAGAAAUGCUGCAAAGCACUUGGAGCAGUUGUAAGCAAUUCAUGUGUGAAAGAGUUGGACCUGAGUGAUAACGACCUGCAGGACUCGGGAGUGGAACUUCUGUCUGCUGGACUGGCGAGUCCAACAUGUCAGCUGAAAAAACUGAGGCUGCCGUUCUGUGGCAUCACAGAGAUUGGCUGUAACUCUCUGGCUUCAGCUCUGAGGAACAACCCAACCCACCUGAAGGAACUGGACCUGAGUCACAACCACCCAGGACAACCCGGGACGGAGCUGCUGUCCCGUUUACAAGAGGACACUGAAUGCCUCACUGUCAGUUUGAACGACAAUGCAGAGUGCUACUUAAAAUCUGCUCUGAGAAAAUAUGCAUGUGAGCUCACUUUGGAUCCGAACACUGCACAUUCACACCUGUCUUUGUCUGAAGACAACAAGAAAAUGACGCGAAUGGAAACAGCUCAGUCGUAUCCUGACAACCCAGAGAGAUUUACAGACUGGGGACAAGUUCUUUGUAAAGAGGGUCUGACUGCUCGGAGCUACUGGGAAGUAGAGUGGACUGGGGAAAAGACGGGUAUAGGGGUAGCUUAUAAAAGAAUAGUUAGGGAAGCAAAAGGUAAUGAUUGUGUUCUCGGCCUCAAUAAUGUGUCCUGGAGUCUGCGCUACUGUCGCGACAAAUACACGGCCUGGCACAAUAGUGAUGAAUGCCAAUGUGUCCCCUACUUCAACUCCAAAAGGGUGGGAGUGUUCUUAGACUGGUCAGCUGGCACUCUGUCCUUCUACGCUGUUUCAGCAAACGCCAUGACGCAUCUGCACACGUUCCACACUGAGUUCUCUGAGCCUGUCUAUCCAGGAUUCAGGCUGGGCUUUGCAGAUAUGUCAUUAACUCUGUGCAGACCUCUACUGGUUCACCUGCUGGUCCACCUGCUGGUCCACCUGCUGGUUCACCUGCUGGUUCACCUGCUGGUUCACCUGCUGGUUCACCUUCUGGUUCACGUCCUAGAAGGAGAAGAAACGGAGCCAGAACCACCAGAGUCCAGAUCAAAUCUCCUCCUGGUAGUUUCCAGGUUCUGGUUGAUCUCCGUCUGA